AUGUGUUUCUUUAACCAAUCCGUCUGGUCCUGCGGCUACUGGAAAUGGGCUGGUUUUCAACAACGAUGCCAUAAAGAACGUCGAGUGGGCGAGACAUGCGGCCUCAAACUCGUCUCCCAAUGCAACUACAAACCAACACCAUGCAGCAUAUGCCAAAAGAUCAAAGCAAAGGUCCAUCGCAUCGAGCAAUUCACCGAGAGAAUGGAUCGCCUUAAAGAAUGGAAUCUCAUCAGCACCUUUGAGAAAUGUCUGGAGGAAACCGUCAUUAUGGAGAAUCAGUUGGCAGAACUACGUCGUCAGCAUGAU
Fusarium vanettenii 77-13-4 is the source of this 306-nucleotide messenger RNA. RefSeq lists its product as uncharacterized. NCBI's taxonomy places the organism in Eukaryota, Fungi, Ascomycota, Sordariomycetes, Hypocreales, Nectriaceae. The transcript has a single exon. The annotation marks the transcript as partial. The record is from RefSeq and is a predicted model, not a curated record.